Trichoderma atroviride IMI 206040 is the source of this 1758-nucleotide messenger RNA. RefSeq lists its product as uncharacterized. NCBI's taxonomy places the organism in Eukaryota, Fungi, Ascomycota, Sordariomycetes, Hypocreales, Hypocreaceae. Gene Ontology annotation, biological process: regulation of transcription by RNA polymerase II. The record is from RefSeq and is a predicted model, not a curated record.
AUGCCGGCCGCCAACACGGUGACGCUGGAGAAUCUGGCCCAGAAGCUUCCCCAAUGGCGUCCCGACGACCAGAGCCACUUGUACGCCGUCGUCGAUAUGGGCAGCAACGGCAUUCGCUUUAGCAUCACCUCCCUGGCACCACCCCGGGCACGUCUUCUGACCCCCCUGUACUCCGCCAGAGAAGCCAUCUCGCUGUUUGAUGCUCUGACCCCGUCGGAUUCUGGUCCUGUGUUCCCUUCUACAGUCGUCGAGUCGGUGUCGUCUGCCAUCUCACGCUUUCACCACCUUGCCGUCUCUCAUGACGUUCCUCCCCAGCACAUCAUGGUGCUUGCCACCGAGGCCAUGCGCCGGGCCGUCAACGCCGCUGAGAUGCUGGAGGCCAUUGCAAAGGCCACUGGCGGGCUGACGGUUUCCAUCCUCGACCCUCCUGUUGAGACGCUCCUCGGUGCCGUCAUGGGCUCAAGGAGCGGUCUCGGAGGCGUUCCUGGUGGCGCCCUGUUCCUUGACCUUGGCGGUGGGAGCGUACAGAUGACUUGGGUGGACACAAGCACAGAAAACUACGAAGUUGAGGCAGCACUCGCUGGCGGGAGCUUACCUUACGGUGCCGCAAAGCUAAUGCGUGUGCUACAAGAACACCCCGAGGACGUACAAGCCAUGGAGACGGGAAAGCUCAAGGACUGCUUGAGCCAGCUGUACGCCGAUUUAUGCUCCAGGUUCCCUGCUCUCCAAGCCAUCAGGGCUGCCAACGAGAGGGGAGAUGAAGCUCACGUCGACGUGUACAUGUGUGGCGGCGGAUUCCGCGGCUACGGCAGCAUGUUGAUGCACGACGACCCCAUCAGUCCCUAUCCCAUCUCGUCGUCCAACACCUAUUCAGUCCGCGGUUCACGCUUCAAAGAUACGACCCGAAUGCUCACGAUGAACCAAACCUACGAGGGCAAAAUCUUUGGCUUGUCCAAGCGACGUCGCCAGCAGUUCCCUGCCAUUAUCAAGGUCGUCGAUGCAUUCAUCAAAGCCGUCCCAUAUAUCGGCCGGGUCACAUUCUGUGGAGGCUCCAACAGACAAGGAGCUCUGAUGAUGAAGCUGCCUCGAGACAUCCGCGAGAGCAAUCCCCUCGACGUCCUAGCCAACGUCCAAGAUGGCGAAAAGGCAAUUUUUGGUGCCAUCUUGGACAAGCUAUCGGAAUCUCUUCCGGCAAAUCUCACUCACACCCACUUCCCGACCAUCUUCAGCACUGGUCUGGGUCUACUCUUUGUGAGAGAAAUCUGGAGCCGCCACGGCCACGACGCAGACUCAAACACUGCCUUUGCCAUCCACGAUGCCAUCUCUCGCGACACCGACUGUCCCGGGUUGACUCACCUUGCGCGCGCACUUCUUGGCCUUGGCGUCGCCGCCAGAUGGGGGGGCAACCUUGGGCCACUCGAUACUCAGCUUCGCAGAGGAUUGCAGGGUAUCCUGGAGGACAGGGGCGCUGAUACGUCUUUCUGGGCACAAUACCUCGGCGCCGUCGCAGGCGUCCUGGCCACCAUCUUCCCCGUCAUGCCCAAGCAAGCAGACCAACUAGUCAGCACUAUCAGCUUCGAAUCGCGCGUUGAGAAGAGAGAGGGAAAGAAGGACAAAGUUGUGUUGAAAAUCAUCUUGUCUGGCGAAUAUUCCAAGCGCAUCAACGAGAAAGAUCUCAUCGACCUCGUCAACUCCGCCGCAAAAAGUGAUGCAAAGGCCACCAAGAAGAUUUCGACGCACAUAGUCAUUCAGCGAUGA